Molecule: messenger RNA, 7609 nt
Organism: Rhinolophus ferrumequinum (greater horseshoe bat)
Lineage: Eukaryota; Metazoa; Chordata; Mammalia; Chiroptera; Rhinolophidae
Gene: ZMIZ1
Product: zinc finger MIZ-type containing 1
Exons: 25
Coding region: 908-4126 (1072 amino acids)
Biological process (GO): protein sumoylation; regulation of transcription by RNA polymerase II
Molecular function (GO): zinc ion binding; SUMO ligase activity
Source: RefSeq, a predicted model, not a curated record
AAAGGCGAGGAAAGAAAGAGGAGAAACGGAAAGAGAGAGAGAACGGUGAGAUUGCAGAGAGCGCGCGAGCAGAGCCCAGCCAAGCGCUGGUGGCGGCGGCGGCAGCGGCGGCGGCGGCGGCGCUGUGCGCCGCUCCGUCCGUUACUCCGCACCGGCUUUUGCAGGCGGCCGGCGGCGCGGGGCCCUUUGGAAAUAGAAUAGCCAAUGUAAUCUGACACUUCAACUUGCUCGGCUCCGGGCGAGUUGAUUCACUUACUCACCCCCUAACGCCGAGUUCCUUUUCACUGUCUGUGGACAUUAAAAAAGCGAGCGGCGGCGGGCGCCCGGGAGAGCGAGCGGCCGGGCGGCGGGCAGGCGAGCAGCGGUCCGGCGGCUAAGCGAGCUAGCAGCGCCAGCGCAGCGCGGUGACCCCAGCCCCGGUCGGCGUGGAGCAGGAGCAGGAGCCGGAGCGGAGCCGUUCUCGGCGCCCUCGCAGCGCUCCUCCCGGCCCGAGCCAGCCCUGCCCGGAGGCGGCGGCGGCGGCAGCGGCGCGUCCUCCAGCGGCGGCAGCGGCGUUCGCAGCGCCUGGACUUGCAGCUGUGUUCUGGCCAGUCGGGCUGCCGGGCCGCUGCCUCCUUCGCCUGCAUCCUUUUCCUGACGCUCUCAGCAGCCCCUUAAGUCCUAGUCGUGGGCAGAGGCCUCAGCAGGACGAGGAGGAGGUUGUUGGUGUCAGCCCGAUGCUGCAAGGGGUGUGAGCAAAGAGCUGUCGUCUGUCACUCAGCUGCCAGGCCUAGAAAGUAGGAUGGAGCUCGAGUGAAGCGGAAGCACCGUGAGCUGCUGACUGGCACGUAGGACGCUGGUGAUUCUUGGGUCGCUGAGGCUGGACAACGUUCAUGGCUCUCGGGUAGAGCCCAGCGGAACGGCCAGGAUGAAUUCUAUGGACAGGCACAUCCAGCAGACGAAUGACCGGCUGCAGUGCAUCAAGCAGCACUUACAGAACCCAGCCAACUUCCACAAUGCCGCCACAGAGCUGCUGGACUGGUGUGGAGACCCGAGAGCCUUCCAGCGGCCCUUCGAGCAGAGCCUGAUGGGCUGUUUGACGGUGGUCAGCCGGGUGGCAGCACAGCAAGGGUUCGACCUGGACCUCGGCUACAGACUGUUGGCUGUGUGUGCCGCGAACAGAGACAAGUUCACUCCGAAGUCUGCUGCCCUGCUAUCCUCCUGGUGCGAGGAGCUUGGCCGCCUGCUGCUGCUCCGACAUCAGAAGAGCCGCCAGAGCGACCCCCCCGGGAAACUCCCCAUGCAGCCUCCCCUCAACUCCAUGAGCUCCAUGAAACCCACUCUGUCGCACAGUGAUGGGUCAUUCCCCUACGACCCUGUCCCUUGGCAGCAGAACACCAACCAGCCUCCCGGCUCCCUCUCCGUGGUCACCACGGUUUGGGGAGUGACCAACACAUCCCAGAGCCAGGUCCUCGGGAACCCUAUGGCCAACGCCAACAACCCCAUGAAUCCAGGCGGCAACCCCAUGGCCUCAGGCAUGACCACCAGCAACCCCGGCCUCAACUCCCCGCAGUUUGCUGGGCAGCAGCAGCAGUUCUCGGCCAAGGCUGGCCCCGCACAGCCAUACAUCCAGCAGGGCAUGUACGGCCGGCCCAACUACCCCGGCAGCGGGGGCUUCGGGGCCAGUUAUCCCGGGGGCCCCAGUGCCCCUGCAGGCAUGGGCAUCCCUCCGCACACCAGGCCGCCUGCUGACUUCACUCAGCCGGCGGCCGCCGCAGCAGCAGCUGCGGUGGCAGCAGCGGCAGCCACGGCCACGGCCACAGCCACGGCCACUGUGGCAGCCUUGCAGGAGACGCAGAAUAAGGAUAUAAACCAGUAUGGACCGGUCUGUUCCUCUUUCCAGAUGGGUCCCACCCAGGCGUAUAACAGCCAAUUCAUGAACCAGCCCGGGCCUCGGGGGCCUGCCUCCAUGGGGGGCAGCAUGAACCCUGCAAGCAUGGCGGCUGGCAUGACACCCUCGGGGAUGAGUGGCCCUCCCAUGGGCAUGAACCAGCCCCGGCCGCCGGGCAUCAGCCCCUUUGGCACGCAUGGGCAGCGGAUGCCCCAGCAGACCUACCCAGGCCCCCGGCCCCAGUCCCUUCCCAUCCAGAGCAUGAAGAGGCCGUACCCGGGAGAGCCCAACUAUGGAAACCAGCAAUAUGGACCAAACAGCCAGUUCCCCACCCAGCCAGGCCAGUACCCCACCCCUAACCCGCCACGGCCACUCACCUCGCCCAACUACCCCGGGCAAAGGAUGCCCAGCCAGCCGAGCACUGCGCAGUACCCGCCCCCCACGGUCAACAUGGGGCAGUAUUACAAGCCGGAGCAGUUUAAUGGACAAAAUAACACCUUCUCGGGAAGCAGCUACAGUAACUACAGCCAAGGGAACGUCAACAGGCCUCCCAGGCCAGUUCCUGUGGCAAAUUACCCCCACUCACCUGUUCCAGGGAACCCCACGCCCCCCAUGACCCCUGGGAGCGGCAUCCCCCCGUACCUGUCCCCCAGCCAAGAUGUUAAACCACCCUUCCCGCCAGACAUCAAGCCAAAUAUGAGCGCUCUGCCGCCACCCCCAGCCACCCACAACGACGAGCUGAGGCUCACGUUCCCCGUGCGGGAUGGCGUGGUGCUGGAGCCCUUCCGCCUCGAGCACAACCUGGCCGUCAGCAACCACGUCUUUCACCUGCGGCCCACAGUCCACCAGACACUGAUGUGGAGGUCUGAUCUGGAGCUGCAAUUCAAGUGCUACCACCAUGAGGACCGGCAGAUGAACACCAACUGGCCGGCCUCAGUGCAGGUCAGCGUGAACGCCACACCCCUCACCAUCGAGCGCGGGGACAACAAGACCUCCCACAAGCCCCUGCACCUGAAGCACGUGUGCCAGCCGGGCCGCAACACCAUCCAGAUCACCGUCACGGCCUGCUGCUGCUCCCACCUCUUCGUGCUGCAGCUCGUCCACCGGCCAUCUGUGCGCUCCGUGCUGCAAGGCCUGCUCAAGAAGCGCCUCCUGCCCGCUGAGCACUGCAUCACCAAAAUCAAGCGGAAUUUCAGUAGCGUGGCGGCCUCAUCAGGCAACACGACCCUCAAUGGGGAGGACGGCGUGGAGCAGACGGCCAUCAAGGUGUCUCUGAAGUGUCCCAUCACGUUUCGGCGCAUCCAGCUGCCUGCUCGAGGCCAUGACUGCAAGCACGUCCAGUGCUUUGACCUGGAAUCAUACCUGCAGCUGAAUUGCGAGAGGGGGACCUGGAGGUGUCCUGUGUGCAAUAAAACUGCUCUGCUCGAGGGCCUGGAGGUGGAUCAGUACAUGUGGGGCAUCCUGAAUGCCAUCCAACACUCCGAGUUCGAAGAGGUCACCAUCGACCCCACGUGCAGCUGGCGGCCAGUGCCCAUCAAGUCAGACCUGCACAUUAAGGAUGACCCCGACGGCAUCCCCUCCAAGCGGUUCAAAACAAUGAGCCCCAGCCAGAUGAUCAUGCCCAAUGUCAUGGAGAUGAUCGCAGCCCUGGGCCCCGGCCCGUCCCCCUACCCGCUCCCGCCUCCACCUGGGGCCACCAACUCCAACGACUACAGCAACCAAGGCAACAACUACCAGGGCCAUGGCAACUUUGACUUCCCCCAUGGGAACCCCGGCGGCACGUCCAUGAAUGACUUCAUGCAUGGACCCCCCCAGCUAUCUCACCCCCCGGACAUGCCCAACAACAUGGCCGCCCUUGAGAAACCCCUCAGCCACCCCAUGCAGGAAACUAUGCCACACGCUGGCAGUUCUGACCAGCCCCAUCCCUCCAUACAACAAGGUUUGCACGUCCCACACCCCAGCAGCCAGUCAGGGCCUCCAUUACAUCACAGUGGGGCUCCUCCUCCUCCUUCCCAGCCUCCCCGGCAACCGCCACAAGCCGCUCCCGGCAACCAUCCACACAGCGACCUGACCUUUAACCCCUCCUCAGCCUUAGAGGGUCAGGCCGGAGCACAGGGAGCAUCCGACAUGCCGGAGCCUUCGCUGGAUCUCCUUCCAGAACUCACAAAUCCUGACGAGCUCCUCUCGUACCUGGACCCCCCCGACCUGCCGAGCAAUAGUAAUGAUGACCUUCUGUCUCUCUUUGAGAACAACUGAAGCCCCCUCUGUUGGGGCCCUCCCUCCCCACUCUGCUCCUUCCCUGUCUGUCCCACACACACUUUCCCGCUGGGAGCCUAUGUCCUCAGCCCCUGCUGCAGCCUUCUCAGAGCAGAGGGGCGGGAGGGUGCAUUGUGAAGGCUGUGUGGGUCUGGAGCCCGUGCCCAGAGCAGGCCCCGAAGAUAACCCUCACGAUGGAGAGCCAGCCGGUGAGGGCACACACUGACGACGGUUUCUCGUCCCUCUUUGCUGAUUCCAAACCACCCUCCAGUGACCCCCAGGUUCUUCCAGUUGCUAAACGGUAACCCUGCCUCCCUGCUUCCUGGCCCAGAGAGCCUCCUUCAAGUGACUGAGCCUGACAGAAGGACCCCCCGACACCCAGGCGGCCCUGAGCCCUGAAGGAGCAGUGACAGUUGGCUGCAGUGAGAGCAGCCCGCCCACAACCACCCACCACAGAAAAGCACAAACCUCUGGGAAAGAGAAUUCUCUUAGGGGCCACGGUCGUCACUUUGACCCCUGACCUCUAAGCCAAGAUACCCUGUAAACUCUCAGAAAGCAGAAAAAAAGGACAAGAUUCUGUGUUUGAGAGACGGUGUGCCAUUCCUGCUUGGGGACUGGUGGGAAAAGGGGUCAGGGUCUCCUCGGAGCCAGGACAAUGGAGCAGGUGGCGACCUUUGGACUCGGGCCUGGGCCCAGCCUUGGGGGGCAGAGAGCGAGUACCCAGCCGAAAUGAUCGCCCUUAGUUGGGGGGCAGGGGAAUGCCGCCAGGUGGAGUCAAUAGGAAUGGCAACUUAAAACUUUGCUCCAAGUCACUCCCUGUUUUUAAACAAUUUAAAGCUAUGAAGUCAUCAGGAGAAAAGGAACAUUGGACUUGGACAGCAAGCAAACCAUUUCUCCCCGUGCGUCCUGUUUCCUUCCUCCUUACCCACCUCUCCCAGACUGUUACACGGGACACCCACUUCCCUCUGUACUCGUUUCCCUCUGUCCCCCCAGAUGGCAAGGUGGGAUGGUGGAAAGGCCUAGGAGACCCCGGCAUCAGGAUCUCUCCAGCCCCUCUAUCCGUCUGUCCCAGUGCUCAAGGCUGGCCAUGUGUGCCGGGAUGUACCCACAAGCGUCAAGGGGUGUUCCUGUGACCACCACAGACGCCCCAGUUGGCUGCCAGUCUCUCAUUCCCUCUGUGUCCCUCUGCCCUUGAUAGCUCGCUCACCCCACACUCCUGCUCGCUCAAACAGAAGCAGCCUCUGGUUUGCCCUCCACCGCUUCGCUCCAUCCAGCUUACUGCUCUCCGAGUCUCCCGGGUAGCUUGUGCAUCUUUUUCAGGCUCCUCGUGCUUCCCUGAGCCACAUGGCCUGGGGUACCGCUGAGCCAUCCAGUCACUUGGGUUACAUCUGUAAAUUUGUUGCGCCCCUCCCUGCUGCUGCCUGGGGCCCUUUCCUGCUCUCCUGUCCACCAUCUGUGUUCUCAAUCUCCGUCUCCCUCUCUGUGGCGGGUGGUCCCCAGCACUCCUCUGGAUUUGACUGGAACUGUGGCCCCAGCUGUUGAUUUCCAGUCACUCUACCAGACAGCCAGCACAAGGUUUUCUGUAGGAAAGCUGCCAUUGUCCCCCCGCCUUUUUUCCUUUGUCCCGUGUCGAGGUUUUUUCAAACAGUGUGGUGUUCAGUAUGCAAAUCAAUUAUUUUAAGAAUUGCUUUUGUAAAUACCUUUGUGAAUAUUUUAGUAUUGUCUUUGAUAAUAUUCAACAUUUUCAUGACCUGGUUAUAGCCUUUGCUGGUGUUUUUAAAAUACCUUGACUCAAUGACAAAGACCGAGUCUUUUUUUAAAAAAAACAAACAAGAAACAAAAACAAAAAGCAACCAGGGCUAUUUGUACAGAUGAAGGGACAAAGAGCAUGGGUGGCUGUACUGUGAGGUAGACGACCAGGCCUCCCACUGUUUAGAGCCAUCCCCAGUUGUCUGGUGGGGACACAGUGGCGCCAGGUAGCACGGGGUCAUCCUUGCCCAGUGGCCGAUAGCCCCAGCAGGUAGCCACACUGUGUGGGGCCAUGUGGGAGUGUUCUGCCCCAGACAGACUUACAGAUGCCUUCCGUAGAAGUUCCUGCUUCCUGACGUGCUACUUUUCCCCAGGAAGGCCCCGGGUGAGUUCUGGUUCUUAUCAGGUUGUCCCCACUCUGCUCAUCAACCUGUCCAUAGCUUUCUAGUGCAGAGGGUCAAUAUGUUCCCCGGGCUCUAGGCACCUCCCUCAGCCAUCACUGUGGAAGCCCUGGUCUCAACACCUGAGAGGUUUCCUGGAUCCCCUUUCAGGCGAGCCUCCACCAGCAAGUUCAGCAAAGAACUUUCCUGAAUCGUGCCUGAAGCCCGUGCUCAGGGCAUGUACUCUUCCAGAGUGAUUUUGGAGCCAGGCCAGGGAAUGAGGGAGGCACAAAGGCAUCCGGGGCUGGAAAAGUCCCAGCUGGUGACAGAUUCAGGUGACAACAGCCUCUCCAAGCAGGGGCAGUUCUGAACUCGGGAGAUGCUUCCCUGAUCCGUUCGGAUGACUACUUGGAGCCAUAAGUAACCUCAGCAAAAACGAGGCCUCAGCAAGCCCCUUCUCCAUGGUGGGCAUCCACCCAGGCCAUAGGCACGUUUCUGCUGCCACUCCACAAGAUGGGCAGGACGCCACCGGGCAGGCGGGAAAGCCCAAGUACAGGCAAUCACCCCUUCUUGGUUUGAAGCUUUACCCAUGUAUCAUGUUCCCUGUAGCCAUUUUAUUUUUUAAGAAACUUCUAAUACUUUCUCCCUAAUGGAAGCCCUAACCCCCCCCCAGAGAGCUGCACGUCUGCUCGGCCUGACCCAUCCAGAUAGGGCAAUGUCAGCAGCAGCGACUCAAGGGACGUGUGUGUAUAUAUGUAAAUGAGAAAUAGAGACAUGUUAACAGAUGCAUCCAUUUCCCUUGGAAUGUGUAUUGUUUUUAUUUUACAAAACGAAAAAAAAAAAGGCUUGGAAUCCAUCUUAACGUGGAAAAAACUAGAUCCUGUUUGUUAGCGUUUGUGAGGUCUCCGCAUCUGUCUCACCCCUGUAAUAUACUCUGACCCUGUGUGGAAAGGAUUUUUUGUUCUGUUUUGUUUUUAUUUUAUCUCCAUGUACUAUUUAGCUUCAGUGUACUAGUCCUGCCACCUGUGUAUUUUUAGGGUGCUAUGGAAAUAAUGAAAAGAAAUGGGGAUUUCAGAAGAAAAUCGUAACCAAAUUCAUACUUUGUAUAAUUUUUGAUAUCAUGAUCGCAGGUGAUUCCCACGUACACACAUACACAAACCCAGAGUGCAGCCUGAAGUAACUCCCUCAGAAAUUGUCAUCGUCUUUGUACAUCUCUGUACAAUGCAAUCAUUUCAUACUUUAAACUGGUCAGAAAAGUAAUUGUGAUUUCUAGUCUUGCAAAGCUGUAUGUAGUUAGACGAUGUGACAACCUCUAAUAUUUAUCUAAUAAAUAUGUAUUCAGAUGAAACCUGUA